AUGAGUGGCGCAGAACCGUCCGUGGAGGUCGCCACGUUUGCGCUUGGCUGAUUCUGGCACCCGGAGGCUUCAUUCGCGAAGCUUCCAGGCGUGGUUAAGACGCGUGUGGGCUACACUGGCGGCACCAGCCCCAACCCCACGUACGGCAGCGUAUGCGCGGGCGAUGGACACACGGAGGCUUUACGGAUCUGGUACGACCCUUCGGUGGUGUCGUACGAGGAACUGCUAAAGAUGUUCUUCCGCGACCACGACCCCACCCACCGUACCAAAUGCCAGUACAAAUCAGCCAUCUGGUACCAUAACGAGGUGCAGCGGCGGGCCGCAGCGGCCGCAAUGUCAGAACUGGAAUCCAAAUUCCGAGUACGACUAGCUACCACCCUGGAUCCCGCGGGACCCUGGUACGAUGCCGAGGAGUACCACCAGAAAUACAUUGAGAAGUCCAUGAGCCGACGUGGCAGCUGGGCAGCCUGGUGA
This is a messenger RNA of Volvox carteri f. nagariensis, 474 nucleotides long. RefSeq names its product peptide methionine-S-sulfoxide reductase. The transcript has 4 exons. Lineage: Eukaryota; Viridiplantae; Chlorophyta; Chlorophyceae; Chlamydomonadales; Volvocaceae. The record is from RefSeq and is a predicted model, not a curated record. Gene Ontology annotation, molecular function: peptide-methionine (S)-S-oxide reductase activity.